Molecule: messenger RNA, 2934 nt
Organism: Hemicordylus capensis (graceful crag lizard)
Lineage: Eukaryota; Metazoa; Chordata; Lepidosauria; Squamata; Cordylidae
Exons: 6
Coding region: 1842-2681 (279 amino acids)
Source: RefSeq, a predicted model, not a curated record
GACAAGCAGGGUGCCCAGCCUGCACACCCGGGAGACUUGGCAAGAGUGCUUUAUACAGUCAGUCACAGAUCUUAAUGCAAACCCAGGCCCACCAAUUAGGGGCUUACAGCACACAGUCUGAACCAAUCAUAAUAGAACAAAGUUUCAGCAUUGUAAAGUUCCCCCCAAUCAGGAGCAUAGAACAGGGCCAGUUACCCAAUUACCGUAAAGGUCAGACUACAUAGCUAGUAACAUGGAGAGUAUGCACCAAUCACCCUUUGCCAGCACUUCUGAAGACUCCAGUCUAUAGGUUGUCCCAACAAUUCCUUCAAUUCCCUCCAAAUAGCAUCUGGAUACAUUGUGUUACCAUAGCAACCCUUGCAGCAGUGCUGAAGUCCAUAACUCACAGGCCUGGCUUAGAUACCUGACUAGGCCCCAACCAGACCCAAAUAAAGGUUUUCUUGGUCAAUGGGAAACACAGGGUCGCUUUUUCAUUCAGCUGCACAAGAGCCUUGAAAGGGAGGCCACAAGAAAGAUGGAAGGCCUGCUUUGUGCCUGAAGCAACUCCCUGAGUCUUGAGACCCCAAAACUCUCCAUCCAUUGAUCAGCAAUGAAUUGUCACCAAUUCUUCAGAGUUCCUCUUGUGACGCUCCUCUUGUUCACAUCCCGAGUCUGUGGAGGAAAAGCCAGCUCACUGUAGCAAAUUCCAUCCUGGUCCACAAAAAGGGGGACGGGGACCUCCUGUUAUUUGUGUGAGGGGUUAAAUUUCCAGGCUGUCCAUUCCAGAAGCUGAGAGAGGUCCAAAGGCAGGACUGAACCAGAUCAAGCUCCACACUCUCCACUCCUAACCAAUACUAUUGGUUUUCAACUCCUAGAAAACUAGUGAAGUGGCUAGGAAAAGGUUUCCAUGACCACCUGGGAAGAGCCAGUGUGGUGUAGUGGUUAGAGUGCUGGACUAGGACCAGGGAGACCCGAGUUCAAAUCCCCAUCCAGCCAUGAGACUUGCUGGGUGACUCUGGGCAUACUUCACAGGGUUGUUGUGAGGAGAAACUAUAGCCAUCAGGAUCAGUAGCCACAGAUGGAAUUGUCCUCCACCAAUUUGCCUAAGCUCUGCUUAAGGCCAUCCAAGCUGGUGGCCAUCACCACAUCCCAGGGUGGAGAAUUCCAUAGAUGAAUGAUGUGCGGUGUGGGAAAGUGCUUCCUUUCCAUGGUCCUAAAUUUCCUGGCCUUCAGUUUCACAGGAUGACCCCAGGUUCUAGUGUUGCAAGAGAGGAAGAAGAACUUCUUCCUAUCCAUCUUCUCCACACCAUUCCUCAUUUUGCAGACCUCUCUCAUGUCUCCCCGUUGUCACCUCUUUUCCAAACUAAAAAGUCCCAGUCAGAAAGGAGAAGAAUCGAUCUGUAGUGGAGCUGAAGUGCAGGACUCCCAAGGCAGCACUCUCAGCAAUGCUACCUGCUCCCCACACAGGGACAGCCAGACAGGCAGAGCUGAGGAGGGGUCUCCAUGCAUGGAUGAGGCCUUGGUGCCGGGAGGAGGGGGUUCGAUUUGUUAGGCACUGGCAUGUUGGAGAUGGAGUUGCAGUGCCUGGACCAUUUCCACCAACUGUCCUAAUGACCACUAGGGGCACUGGGAGUAGAGACCGCGAGUGAGGGUCUCCCUAACAAUUCCAGCUGACUCUAUUCGAGGACCCCUGAUAGGACUCCUCAGCUGCUCAUUCACAGGGAGGCACAGAAAUACCACAGCAGUUGACCCAGGUGUAGGCAUCUCCUGGAGAGACCAGAAAUAUCACCUGUGACCUUCCAGAUGGAGAUGCUGUGUGGAAAACGACGUGGUACAAAGAGGAGCAGGACAGAAGCCUGCGCAUGAUUGAACCAAGUUACAACGAGAGAACAGCAGGAGCAAAGGUCCGUAAAGCUAUUCUGACCCUCAGGAAUAUACAAAGAAAACUCUCUGGGAUUUAUUAUUGUGCCACAACCAUCAAUAAAGCAUUCAGAAUCCUGAGCGGGACGAGGCUCAUCAUCAGAGGAACCCCUAGCCUCUCCAUCCUGGCACCGUCCUCCUUGACGGGGGCUCCGCUUAUUCACAGUAUCCCCCUACUCUGCCUCGUCUUUGAUGCACACCUUGACUGGGGUGAAAUCUCCUGGAAUAUUGGUGGGGAGACAUCUCGGGACCAGAAGGACGCUGACAUGGUCGAUGGAGAAGGAGUCUUCAGCAUCUGGAGUUUGAAGCUGAUGCCUCCAGAGUUAUGGACCCAAGGGAUGUCUUACUCCUGCUCCAUCCAAGAAAACAGAAACAUCAGUGCUGUGCUGUCCACACAGACAGUGUCCACAAACACAGGAAACUGUGCUUCUAUGUUAUAUUUGGGGAUCCGCCGUUUUUUCAUCCUCCUCUUAAUCCUGGCUUUUGCCCUGAUCAUCAGAAUGCAUCUUGCCCAAGGAAAUGUAGAACAACCUGCAGAUCAAAUACCCAUGAGGGAGAUCCCAGAGGGCUGGGUUGGCAGGCAGCUCAACAGGACAGGCCUGCAGGCGGUUUGCAGAGGCGGCGUCUGGAGUGACAUAGGCAGGAGCUCUUCUUUGCAGUACUGGCCACUGUGCAAGAUACAAAUCAAUAAAUGUGGUUUCUUCCUGAGGAAGCCACCAUUUUCACAAGUUGACUCAAACGUUCCACCGGCCAAGGACAGCAGAGCAAAACAGUUUGCAUAGAGGAGACCUUUAAGUUGUUUUUGAAGCUCUCUUGUAAAUUUCUGCGCACUGCUCCUAGAAAAGAGAGGCAUUUGUAAUGCAAAUGAGCAUCCUGGGACAACAAAAGGUGAGCAUUGAACGUUCACAGGAUGACCCGGACUGCUUUAAGCCCCACUGGGGACUCUCAUCCUAACACAGUGUCUGCAGAAGGACAUUGCACUCUGUGUUUUUUUUAAUUAAAAAAAAUUAAAAACACAUCUUUUAAAAGAGGCUU